UUAGUAUUCUGCUAAACUUGGGCAUUCCCUUGCCUUCGUUGUACUCGUCCCGCCGUCCUCCACUUACGCAAGAAUGCUGAGUUCUGCUCCUCUCUUUUAGGAGGUUACUUGGUUCUCUCUUGUCUUCCGCUCUCUAUUUCGUUCCCGAACAACCGCAAUACACUUGAUAUGUAUUCUGUGGCGCGCGGAGCACGGCCAUCGGAUGGCUCGACGUCUACCACCCAGGAUGAACGCAACUCACAAUCCCAGACUCGAGCGACGGAGUCGGCAGAAACUACAGAGACGGUGGUUUUCAACAAGUCCGAAUUAUCGCCCAGCAAGACCCCACUCGUCGAUCCAUCCGAUUACGAACCUCGAAAAUGUUGGAUCUGCUACACGGAUGAGACGGAGGAUUCACCACUGAAUGCAGAAUGGCGCUCGCCGUGUCCCUGUGCCUUGACGGCUCAUGAGUCCUGCCUCCUCGACUGGUUGGCCGAUAUGGAGAACCCGCGAUCUCGUCGGCGCAACGAUGGCGGAGCGAAGAUGAUGUGCCCGCAGUGUAAGACGGAGAUUGUGGUUUCGCGUCCGCGAAGUUAUAUUGUGGAUGUUAUGCGGCUGGUGGAACGAAUUGCGGGUCGAAUGGUUCUCCCCGGUAUGGUGUUUACAAUGGCAGGUACCGUCUGGGCUGGAUGUUGUGCACAUGGGGUGUAUUCGAUGUACUUUGUGUUUGGGCCGGAGGACGCACGACAGGUCCUUGAGGAAACCGCAGAGGCGGGGUGGAAUCCGGGAUUAGGUCUCGGGCUACCCCUCAUACCGUUGGCGUUGAUCUUUUCACGAACCCGCUAUGCUGAGGGGCUUCUUCCCGCUAUUCCUGUCCUCUUCUUCGCCAGCCAGCACCCCGGACAUGAAUCCACUCUUGAGUUCUGGCCGCCCACUGCGGCUAUGACAUUCGCGGCGUUGCCAUACGUGAACAGUUUUUACAGUGCGCUGUAUGAGAAACUUUUUGGCCGGCUUGAACGAAAGUGGAUUUCCGAGGUGCAACCGCGUACCGCAGAUAACGUCAACGAAUUCGACGACAAUGCGCCACCACAAGAGCAAGCGGAGGCGGAUCAGAGGGCACGCGAUGCCAGGGAUGGUCAUGUAGUGAUCAAUCUCGAGUUGCAAAUGGGCAUGGGUGGCGAUGAACCGGCAGCACCGGAGGAAAAUCAACAGCAAAACGAGGGAGGUGACCAUGAUGGCCAACUGCUUGGCCGACGGCAAGGUGAUAUUAUUAAUGAGACCAGCAACAUCGCCGAUGUGGUCCUCGGAGCACUUGUAUUCCCGGCAAUAUCUGCAUCCAUGGGUGGGCUUCUUAAGUAUGUUCUGCCGAAAUCGUGGACUACGACUCCAUACUCGCUUUUCGAACGUGGCAGGCCGGGGCUGCUGCAGACCCGUUGGGGAAGAAGUGUGGUUGGUGGAUGUGCGUUUGUCCUGUUGAAGGAUGUGUUGCUUCUUUAUUGUCGAUGGAAAUUGUCCCAGACUCAUCGCAAGCGCAGGGUGGUGAAUUACGAUAAAAGCAAGGGCAGGCGAUAGGUGUGGCUGGAGUGGGUUUGAUGGGUGGUGUUUUCUAUUCUUUCAUCUUUUUCUUUUGUCUGUUUCUUUCUCCCUCUCUCCCUCUACUUUUCUUUUCUCUCUUUUCAUGAUGAUGGACGCAAUGAUGCAUUUAUAAGGCGUUUCAUUUUCCGGUGAUAUUUGUUUGGGGGACGAUGUGAU
Molecule: messenger RNA, 1731 nt
Organism: Aspergillus glaucus CBS 516.65
Lineage: Eukaryota; Fungi; Ascomycota; Eurotiomycetes; Eurotiales; Aspergillaceae
Product: RING finger domain protein
Exons: 1
Coding region: 169-1551 (460 amino acids)
Molecular function (GO): zinc ion binding
Source: RefSeq, a predicted model, not a curated record